GUGUUAUUCCUAUAGUGAUGGCAUCAGCUUCAGCAGAAUACCUAAUGUUUGAGGCUCCUAUAGCAGAAUAUUUGGGUGAAAGGGCCCUUACUGAAGUAGAGAUUGGAGAAAUUUCUGUAGUUGUGAGGAACACAUCAGGGGACUCCAUGAGCUCUGCAGUGAUCAGUGUGGAGCUGCGGAGACGCUAUAUCUUCUUUAUGACAUCAACUUAUUUUCCGACAAUGCUUUUGCUUCUUAUUGGCUAUGGGACACUUUAUAUUAGGCUUCAAAUGUUCCAGGUACGAUCAAUAAUGUCGCUGACAACUCUGCUGGUUCUUACCUCACUGUACACACAAACUGCUGCCAGCCUACCAAAAACCUCCUAUUUAAAGGCCAUAGAUGUGUGGCUUCUCUGCUGCAUCAUCAUCCUCGUCCUCAUCAUUGUUAGUCACAUCGUUACAGAUUUUGUGACAGAUUUUGAUACAACCAUCAAGGUUUUCCCAGCCAAGGCAGCAAUGUCACCAUCAUCCAGAAGAGAUAGGAAUUGUAACAUUCAGAACUUUGGGCCAAUGUUGAUUCAUCUCAUGAGAAUUCUUGUUCCUGUUAACUUCUUUAUUUUCAACAUCAUUUACUGGUUAUUUGUAUGUGCAGUUAUCUAAGAUGUAAGUGACUCCUUGCUAUGCCCGACUUGCUGAUAUGAUAUAAAUUAUCUCCAGUAGGUACUGUAUUAAACAUGAACUGAUAAUCAUUCGGAU
Molecule: messenger RNA, 734 nt
Organism: Homarus americanus (American lobster)
Lineage: Eukaryota; Metazoa; Arthropoda; Malacostraca; Decapoda; Nephropidae
Product: glutamate-gated chloride channel alpha-like
Exons: 4
Coding region: 18-638 (206 amino acids)
Biological process (GO): regulation of membrane potential; signal transduction; monoatomic ion transmembrane transport
Cellular component (GO): membrane; neuron projection; synapse
Molecular function (GO): monoatomic ion channel activity; transmembrane signaling receptor activity; neurotransmitter receptor activity
Source: RefSeq, a predicted model, not a curated record